Messenger RNA from Trypanosoma conorhini, 1314 nucleotides. RefSeq lists its product as uncharacterized. NCBI's taxonomy places the organism in Eukaryota, Euglenozoa, Kinetoplastea, Trypanosomatida, Trypanosomatidae. The transcript has a single exon. The coding region runs from base 1 to 1314 and encodes 437 amino acids. The record is from RefSeq and is a predicted model, not a curated record.
AUGGAGGAGGGCUGCGACACGGCAUCCCUGCAGGAGCGUGUGGGGCGGCGGCUUCAACGCGUGUUGGCGCGGCUGCUGCCACCAUGCGCGUCGGCGGUCGCUCAGCCCACUUCUUUGGCGCCGGCGCCAGCCUCUGCGCGCCCGCCUGCCGUGCGCCCUGCUGCCGCGUCUCCUCCGUCGGCGGACGAGGCCGACGCGGGGGACUUCGAAGGGGAUACCCCGGCCGCAACCUUUGCGUGGUCCGACGCUCGUGACGACGGGGGUUGCCCGUCUCGCCGAGCUGAGAUCGUGGCGCUGCUGCUGGCGAGUGAAAUGGGCCUCGGUGGACAAAUCUUUAAUGCUUGCGUGGACGGCUUUGCGAGGCAACCCCCGCACUGUCAUCCUUCGCUGCACCAGCUGCUGCGUUCAACCCUCUUUCUCGCACUGACGAACUAUCGUUGCGGCGCAACACAUGUUAAGCAUGAGGCCGCUUUGCAAGAGGCCUCAGCGCCGCCCCUGCAGGAGUCGGACUGUGCACUCACGUUGCUGCUCCGAACGGCGGCGGCGACGGUGGCGAGCAGCGAGUCCUGGUGGGCAACAACUUCAGGCGAGGAGGCUUUCCUAGAGCGUGAGGAUCCUCCGACUGCAACGAUGCUAAUGGCUGACGCAGAUUCUCUCGUGGGGGGAAUGUGUGACUUUGUCGUUACUGUGGCACAGCAAGUCGCCGCAGGGAGGAGCGAGACGCAGGCUUCCCCGCCUGUUCGCUGCAGCAGUAGUUUGUACAUGCAACGGAGAGGAAGUGCAGGCUGGGGUGCAUUUGGGACGGAACGAUGGUUUGCAGCCAUGGGUGACGAUUCCUUUCCUCACCUGCAGGAAAUACCAAAUAUUGCGGAGGUUUUCAAGACAGAAUCUUUUUCUCUGGGUCGCGCUGCCGCUGCUGCUUGUAGCGGCAGCAGUAAUAAUGCUGAAAGUGGCAACAAUGAGGCGUUGUCGGAGAUCGGCAGUGCUCUCGCUGUCAUAAGUGAGGCCUGUGAAGCCCGCACCGUGCCAGACAUGUCUCCCUGGCAAUACGGCCGGAAUCGAAUUACUUUGGCCUCUCUUACAGUCGUCUUGCAGCAGGUUUCGGAGAGUGCUAUCUCCACCGAGGAAAAUGGGCAGACGGCGAUGGGAGAAGAAACUGUGCAACAUGGCGAUAGCAACACAAAUGUUGACAACCCAACGCCGGAGUAUGUUGUGCAAGAGGAUGGGACGCAUGAACUUUUGGGUUAUUUUCUGCACGAGACAGCGACGCUGUACACGGCCCGUGGGGGACGGUACCUCAUGGAGAUCGACUAA